UCCCGCUCUGGCGCAUGGGAGUUGUAGUCUCUGUGCUCAGGGUUUGUUUUUCCCCGUGAACUACAUUUCCCAGAGGGCUCCCUGGGCUCGGCCGGCGCUGUCCUUCCGCGGCCGCAGCCCACGGCAGCUGAACAUGUUCUCUGCCAGGAAGUGGUGUGGCGUUUUCGGAGCUGUCAAGCUGCAUCAUUUCAGAUCCCGUUCCGUAUCCAGAGCCUCUCCAAACUUGACUUUCGUGCCAGCCUGUCUUCCCCCAGAUCCCGCAGAAGUGGAGGAGCUGCAGCGCUUUGUUUCUAACUCCAAGAGGCUCUUUGUGAUGACUGGAGCUGGAAUCUCCACGGAGUCAGGGAUCCCCGAUUACCGCUCUGAGGGCGUGGGGCUCUACGCCAGGACAGACAGACGGCCCAUGCAGCACGCUGAGUUCGUCCGCAGCGCCAGUGCCCGGCAGCGCUACUGGGCAAGGAACUUCGUGGGCUGGCCCCAGUUCUCCUCCCACCAGCCAAACAAGGCUCACCUGGUGCUGAGAGACUGGGAGAAGCUGGGCAAGCUGCACUGGCUGGUGACCCAGAACGUGGAUGCCCUUCACACCAAAGCCGGGAGCCAGCGCAUGACGGAGCUGCACGGCUGCAUACACAGGGUCUUCUGCUUGGCCUGUGGAGACCAAAUCUUGCGUGCUGAGCUCCAGAAGCACUUUGAAGCUCUGAAUCCUACUUGGAAAGCUGAAGCAUUUGGGGUGGCUCCAGAUGGGGAUGUCUUCCUGACGGACGAGCAGGUGCGCAAUUUCCAAGUGCCAGCCUGCCAAAAGUGUGGUGGAAUCCUGAAGCCUGAUGUGACCUUCUUUGGAGACACAGUGAGCCAGGAAAAAGUCCGUUUUGUACACCAACGCCUGGCAGAAUCAGACUCCAUGCUGAUAGCAGGAUCCUCUAUGCAGGUGUACUCUGGUUACAGGUUUGCUCUUGCUGCCCGGGAGAAGAAGCUGCCAAUUGCAGUCCUUAACAUUGGGCCCACCAGGUUGGAUCACUUUGCAUCCUUAAAGCUGAAUUCCCGCUGUGGAGAGCUGCUGCCUUUGAUUGUUUGCACAUGACCCAACCAGCUGAGCUUCAGUAGCUGUCAGGAUUAAAGUUACUUUUACAAGGACUCAUCUCAGAAAGGGGAAAACUCCAAUGCAAGAGGCAGCUGCGAGAUGCAGUGCACAGCCGCUGAGGGCACCAGGAGAGGGCAGCAAGCCUCACGCGUGUCAGCCUCACCAGCUCUCUCCAUUGAAACCACGUAGCAGGAAACUGAAUGAGGAUGGAAAAAAAGUACUUUUCUGCCUUAGCUUGCCGUUAAACAGUGCCUUUUCAUUCACUGGGACAGGAUAAUUGGACUACCAUGUCUGAGGACAAAAUACCUUUCUUUUAAGUACCCCCAGAGGAGAAGGGUGGGAUGGGGAUUUUGACCAGGUAAUUUGAGGCUGGAGCACAGGAGGGCGAUGUGGGACACUGCUGGGGGAUCCAGUGUCACUGGUGGGAUACUGUAGAGUGUGCAAAGAGGAAAAGGAGGCACGAGGAACUGCAAUGGUCACGUAAAAGAAAAAAGGUUCAAAACAGAAGCUGAACAAGAACACUGCUCUUGUAACAGGUUAUUUGGAAGGACAGGCUAUAAGGUUGACAUCUUCCAGCAAGGAGGGGAAGUCAGCAUUUCCAGCAUUUCUCUCAACUGUUGGUUGACAAGCUAAACUGCUUCCUAUCCGAGCCCUUUAAAAAUUAAACAUUGUUGAGAUGCCAGAGGAGUUACUUGAAGCUAAUCUGACCAGCACUACUUUCAGUGAGGCCACUACAUUUUCCAGAAUGCAUUUCUGAAGAUGUUAUUUAAUUAAUGAAUAGCUAAGGAAUCAAUUAAAAUUGUUUAGAAGAUUGA
This is a messenger RNA of Passer domesticus (house sparrow), 1896 nucleotides long. It is a transcript of the gene SIRT4, whose product is annotated as sirtuin 4. The record is from RefSeq and is a predicted model, not a curated record. Gene Ontology annotation, molecular function: NAD+ binding; NAD-dependent protein lysine deacetylase activity. The coding region runs from base 134 to 1081 and encodes 315 amino acids. The transcript is spliced from 5 exons. Gene Ontology annotation, cellular component: mitochondrial matrix; nucleus. Lineage: Eukaryota; Metazoa; Chordata; Aves; Passeriformes; Passeridae.